AUGCUACCGGGAUCCGAAGUCGAAUUCACGUGUCAGUCGAACGGAUUCCGUCAAUCAAUUCUUCAGUUUCUGGGCACGGCCAGAUGCGGAAGAAGCCGCCCAUUUCAGCUGGCCCACUGUGCUGGCUUGUCUGUUUGUGGCUGGCUUCGCCCUGGGGCCGCCUCUGGACGGCAUUCACUCCGCUGUGGGCCUUCAGGGGGUCCGGACGGCCUCUGCACGAGCGUGUGGGUCUUCCCUCUGCUGGGCGCCAUGUACGCCGUCGUUGGUGGCCUGCAGCUAUUCAUCGACCAAUCUGCUUUCAAAUCGGGGUAUCAGAGCCUGGAUAGCUCUCCUGCUCUGGGAGCGGUGUCCCCUGAUACUUCUGCCUCGUCUCGGGAACAGCUGCAACCAGUACCACCACCAGCAUCCUCCUCUGUUUCCUCGUGGUUUUCCCUCGCCUCCUCCCCUCCCAGGGGCUCCUGGCUGCGUCUGCUCAGCAGCAUGGGGGUGCUCAUCAGCCUCCUCCACUUCAGCUCCCAGCUAUUCGAGGCCCAUGCCAUCCCCUCUACAGGCAUCUUCGCUAUCCUCGCACUGUGCGCCCAUGCCAACUGGUUUGCCUUUGAUCGCACCCUCCCUGGGUACCUCCUCGCCCUCUUUGUCGCUGUCGGUGCCCCAGCCUCAGAAGUGCUUAUAAUGAAGUACUUUGGGCUCUGGCACUACACUAAACCGGACAUCUUCAUUGCAGGAGAGGGAAUGGUGUCAUGGACUGCCUGGUGCUACUUCUUUUAUACCCAAUGGGUGGCCACUGUUGCUCGCACCUUAGCUGCCUCGCUGACUCCCAAUAGCCCUGCGCUGGAUGAGCUAAAAUGGUAA
Messenger RNA from Closterium sp. Yama58-4, 852 nucleotides. Lineage: Eukaryota; Viridiplantae; Streptophyta; Zygnematophyceae; Desmidiales; Closteriaceae. The record is from the annotation of a GenBank genome assembly.